This is a messenger RNA of Nicotiana attenuata, 1995 nucleotides long. RefSeq lists its product as uncharacterized. The coding region runs from base 1 to 1995 and encodes 664 amino acids. The record is from RefSeq and is a predicted model, not a curated record. Gene Ontology annotation, molecular function: protein dimerization activity. The transcript is spliced from 5 exons. Lineage: Eukaryota; Viridiplantae; Streptophyta; Magnoliopsida; Solanales; Solanaceae.
AUGAAUUUGUUAAAAUUUUACAACAAAGUACCAAAAAUAAGUUCGGCGUCUCAAAAUGCCGAUCAAUCAGAGUUUCCCUUGCAUUCUUCUCAUAGACAAGAAAUUGAUACAAUUGCUCCACAAUCUGACCCAGCUGAAAGAACUCCAAUAUUGGAGUAUCAUCCAAACCAUCGCGAUGAAAUAAGGAGGGCAUACAUUCAAGGUGGUGCUUGCCAACCUCGGUAUCAUGACUUCCCUCAAUCUCACUUUUUUGGAUUUAUGCGUCGUUUUAAUCCUCUAUGGUUUGAUGAAUUUAAUUGGUUGGAGUAUAGUGUAAGUACCGAUGUUGCAUAUUGUUUACCUUGUUAUUUAUUUAAGGGAGAAAGUAAUCAGCAAGGUGGUGGUGAUGUUUUUUCGAGUAAAGGGUUUAGGAAUUGGAACAGAAAAGAAUGUUUUAAGAAACAUGUUGGUUUGCCAAAUAGUAUUUACAAUAAAGCAAGUAGAAACUGUGAUGAUCUAAUGCAACAAAAACAGUCUAUUAUUGCUGCAUUUGACAAACAGUCUGAUCAAACUAAGCGAUUUGCUUUUCGCGGUCAUGACGAAUGUGAAACGUCAUUGAACAAGGGUAAUUUUAUUGAAAUUCUUUCAUGGUAUGCGGCUAAAUGUGACAAGAUUGAACCUUUUGCUAUAAUAGAGGAUCUAAAUGGUGACUACUUUGCUUUAUUAGUUGAUGAGUCUUUAGAUGUGUCACGCAAAGAGCAAAUGGCUAUUGUUUUACGGUAUGUCGAUAAAAGAGGAAGUGUGAUGGAGAGGUUUAUUGGCAUGGUUCAUGUUCGAGAUACUAGUGCUUUAUCUCUAAAGAAAGCAAUUGUCGAUGUUCUUGUUCAUCAUUCAUUAAGUUUAUCUUCUAUACGUGGACAAUGUUAUGAUGGGGCAAGCAAUAUGCAAGUUGCGGUUUCUAAGAAGUGUGUUCAAGUAGGUGAACAUGUAUUAUUGGUUUCAAAUAUUUUGAAUGUGUUGGGAGCUUCUUUUAAACGUGUGGAUGAAUUUAGAGAUUCUCAAAAAGAAAAACUCCAAGAGGCAUUAGAUAUGGGUGAACUCAAAACAAGUAGAGGCUUGAAUCAAGAACUCGGUCUUGUUAGAGCUGGUGAUACUCGUUGGGGAUCUCACUACAAGUCAUUUGGAAACUUUAUUCGUAUGUUUGGCUCUAUUGUUGAUGUUCUUGAUACACUUGUUGAAGAUGCAGAGCAAGAUAUUGCAAAUGCCAUGCUACUUGUUCAAGUAGCGAAGAAAAGAUUGCAAACUUUAAGGAGGGAUGAUGAAUGGGAUUUGUUUGUUGAUAAAGUUUCUAUGUUUUGUAUCAAGCAUGAUAUUUUGGUGCCUAAUUUUGAUGAUCUAUAUGUUAACUCUGGAAUAUCACGGCGAAAACCUGCUGAUUAUACUUUCUUUCAUCAUUAUCGUGUUGAUGUGUUUUGUAAAGUUCUUGAUUGGCAAGUUCAAGAACUUAAUGAUCGUUUUGACGAAGUGACGACUGAGUUGCUUCAUGGAGUUGCUUGCUUGAAUCCAAUUGACGCAUUUUCAAGUUUUGAUAUCAGAAAAAUAAUGAAGAUGGCUGAAUUGUAUCCUAAUGACUUUGAUGAAUUUAGGAUGAGUUCUCUUGAGAAUCGGCUUGCGAGUUACAUUAUUGAUGUUCGUGAUUUUGAUGAAAGGUUCUCCAAUCUAAAUGGGCUUUCUGAUCUUUCAAAAAGAUUAGUUAAGACAAAGAAGCAUUCAGUUUAUCCUCUUGUAUUUCUCUUAGUGAAACUUGCGUUGCUUCUUCCUGUUGCCACUGCAACCGUUGAAAGAGCUUUCUCAGCAACGAAGUUUAUCAAGAAUGACUUGCGGAAUCGUAUGGAUGAUGACUUUUUAGGCGGUUGCAUAGUGCCUUAUGUAGAAAGAGAAGUAUUUAGUAUUGUUUCUAAUGAGUCUAUUAUAAAAAUAUUUCAAGAGAUGAAGCCUCGUCGAGUACGUUUGUAA